Molecule: messenger RNA, 2231 nt
Organism: Sarcophilus harrisii (Tasmanian devil)
Lineage: Eukaryota; Metazoa; Chordata; Mammalia; Dasyuromorphia; Dasyuridae
Gene: DDX59
Product: DEAD-box helicase 59
Exons: 8
Coding region: 100-1953 (617 amino acids)
Molecular function (GO): nucleic acid binding; ATP binding; RNA helicase activity
Source: RefSeq, a predicted model, not a curated record
GGCGCGGCUCGCCACGACCUAGGCCGAGACACGGGUCCGGAGCCCGAGUUCCCCCACACGGAGCGGACGCGCCUGAGGACUUCGGAGGCAUACUGAAGGAUGUUUAUUCCAAGAUCUCUGAAAGUCAAAAGGAAUGCUUUUGACGAUGAAAAGAGUUGUGUGGCUAAGAAACUUAAACCACAAGAAGAAAAACUGUCAUCAGAAGAAGAGAGAGAGAUCCCAAAUGUUGCCUUAAUGGGGGAAGAAACCUCAGUACCAUCAGAGGGACACAGCCCUGACUUAGACUUCCUGCCAGAUUCAGACAACCCUUCUGCUGCUGUUGGCUUAGGUGAGCAGAGUGCUAAAGACAGCUGUGUUCCAGAGGAGCCAAUAAAAUCUUUUUCUAAAACUCAGCGCUGGGCAGAACCGGGGGAGCCUGUCUGUGUUGUGUGUGGUCGUUAUGGAGAAUAUAUUUGUGAUAAGACGGAUGCAGAUGUUUGUAGCUUGGAAUGUAAAGCAAAACAUCUUUUACAAGUUACUGAAAAGGAAGAAAAAGUAAAGCUUCUGAAAGUCAGCUCUGAGCCCGAACCUCCCCCACUUGAUGCCCUUUUUGCCUAUAAAGAACACCCCUUUAUUUUAAACCUUCAGGAUGACCAGGUUGAAAACCUUAAGCUACAGCUAGGAAUUUCAGUCCAGGGCCAAAAAGUUCCAAGGCCUAUCAUAGACUUUGAACAUUGUGGUUUUCCUGAAGUUUUGAAUUAUAACUUGAAGAAGUCUGGCUAUGAAGUUCCAACUCCCAUUCAGAUGCAAAUGAUUCCUAUUGGACUUUUGGGAAGAGAUAUAGUGUGCAGUGCUGACACAGGCUCAGGGAAAACUGCAGCUUUCCUACUUCCUGUUAUCAUCAGAGCUUUGGAAAAAAACAUAACUCCGUCAGCACUUAUUCUCACUCCAACCAGGGAAUUAGCCAUUCAGAUAGAGAGACAAGCUAAGGAGCUAAUGUGCGGCCUGCCAAAUAUGAGAACAGUUCUACUUGUUGGAGGUUUGCCUUUACCUCCCCAGCUCUAUCGUCUGAAACAGAGUGUUAAGGUUAUAAUAGCAACUCCUGGGAGACUUCUGGAAAUAAUGAAACAGAGCUCUGUGGAACUCAAUGGUAUAAAAAUAGUCAUCAUAGAUGAAGCUGAUACCAUGUUAAAAAUGGGUUUUCAACAGCAAGUUCUUGACAUUUUAGAAAACACUCCUCAUGAUCGUCAGACUGUUUUGGUUUCUGCCACAAUUCCAGCAAGCAUAGAACGUCUAGCAAACCAACUUCUUCACGAUCCUGUGAGAAUUAUCAUUGGAGAAAAAAAUCUGCCAUGUUCCAAUGUCCGUCAGAUUAUUUUGUGGGUAGAAGAACCUUCCAAAAAAAAAAAGUUAUUUGAAAUCUUAAAUGAUGAGAAACUCUUUAAACCUCCAGUGCUAGUGUUCGUGGACUGCAAAUUAGGAGCUGACCUUUUGAGUGAUGCAGUUCAUAAAAUCACUGGGUUGCAAAGCAUAUCUAUGCAUUCAGAUAAAUCACAAGUAGAAAGAACAAGGAUAUUACAGGGAUUAUUUCAAGGAGAGUAUGAAGUCGUAGUAAGCACUGGAGUCCUGGGACGAGGAUUAGACUUGAUCAAUGUCAAAUUGGUUGUCAAUUUUGAUAUGCCUUCCAGUAUGGAUGAAUAUGUACAUCAGGUUGGAAGAGCAGGAAGAUUAGGUCACAGUGGAACUGCAAUUACUUUCAUCAAUAACAACACAAAGAAGCUUUUUUUGGAUAUUGUGAAAAGAGUCAAACCAACAGGAUCCAUUCUUCCUCCUCAGUUACUAAACUCUCCUUAUCUCCAUGAACAGAAAAGAAAAGAACACCAAAGAGUUAACCAGGCGCAGAACACCCUAGUUACUGGUGAUAAUCUUAUGGACAUUAUUAAAAAACAUGAUAAAAGUCAUUCUCAAAAGUAACUAUUUGUGCCACUUUGGAUAAUCUUGUCAUUGUGCAAUAUCAAUGAAAAAUCUGCAAAUUACUAUCAUAUGGUAUCUAAAUAGAGCAUAUUUAUAAGGUAAGAACAUAAGGAUGAUUGUAUUGAUAAAAAUGUCAGACUUAGACAGCAGAAGUUUGCACACAGCUGCUUUUCCUUCCUAUUCUCUCUAUAAUGAGUGAGAUUGAAAACAAAGGAUCUGUUUUUAUCCUCUCUGCAGAAUUAUUUUGAGAAGAUUAAACAUCUUUUUGCUUUAAAAAA